AUGGACGACAAGUCCUCCACUGCAUUGGUCAACUCACCAUACCUCCGCUCCCUCUUCGCAGGCGGCAUAGCAGGCACAACAGUAGACAUCUCCCUCUUCCCCCUCGACACCCUCAAAACCCGCCUCCAAUCCUCCGCCGGCUUCUGGGCCUCGGGUGGCUUCCGCGGUGUAUACAAUGGGAUUGGCUCCGCCGUAGUUGGAUCCGCUCCCGGCGCAGGUCUGUUCUUUGUCACGUACGAGACGACAAAGAAGUACUUCGCUUCGAACACAAGGGAUGGGUAUGGCGAAGCGGGAUUGCAUAUGGCGGCUGCAAGCUUGGGGGAGAUUGCGGCUUGUGCGGUGAGAGUGCCGACGGAGGUGAUUAAGCAGAGGGCACAGGCGAAGCAGCACCCUAGCUCUAUGGCGGCUUUGACGUCGAUAUUGAAUCUGAGGAAGACACAUGGGCUCACCACUGUUUGGAGGGAAUUGUAUAGAGGGUGGGGAAUCACAGUGCUAAGAGAAGUGCCGUUUACGAUUAUACAAUUCCCGCUGUGGGAGGGGUUGAAGAAGUGGUCGCUACAACAAAGAGAACCGCCCAGGCCGACGGAAGUCACUGCGGCGGAGAGUGGUAUCUAUGGUGCUAUUUCGGGAGCCAUCGCUGCGGGUCUUACAACACCUCUGGACGUGCUCAAGACGAGGAUGAUGCUGUCGACUGGCAGGCAGAAUGUCUUUGCUAUGACUGGGAAGAUAUGGAGGGAAGAGGGCGGUCGGGUGUUCUUCAGCGGUAUUGGACCCCGAACGAUGUGGAUUAGCAUUGGUGGAGCUGUCUUCCUGGGCAGCUACCAGUGGGCGACCAAUAUGCUCGGCGGACGAUAA
Molecule: messenger RNA, 855 nt
Organism: Fulvia fulva
Lineage: Eukaryota; Fungi; Ascomycota; Dothideomycetes; Mycosphaerellales; Mycosphaerellaceae
Product: Putative mitochondrial carrier protein
Exons: 2
Coding region: 1-855 (284 amino acids)
Biological process (GO): transmembrane transport
Cellular component (GO): mitochondrial inner membrane
Molecular function (GO): S-adenosyl-L-methionine transmembrane transporter activity
Source: RefSeq, a predicted model, not a curated record